Molecule: messenger RNA, 1002 nt
Organism: Phytophthora nicotianae INRA-310
Lineage: Eukaryota; Oomycota; Peronosporomycetes; Peronosporales; Peronosporaceae
Exons: 1
Coding region: 1-1002 (333 amino acids)
Source: RefSeq, a predicted model, not a curated record
AUGCAGCUCUCGUACUUGGUAUUGGUGUGUUUCAUCGCUCUCACUGAGAGUUUCAGCGCUGCGUUAACUGUUGAGGCAGUGAAACUGCCAGUAGACAGCCCCAUAACUUCGGCCCAUACGUUUAUUCAAACGAGCCCCAAGAGAUUGUUAAAACCCGAUGAAGGAGACGGUGUGAACGACGAGGAGAGGGGUUUCAAUGGCCUAUCGUCGAAGCUCAAAAGCUGGUUCACAACGCACCUGACUAAGGCCUCCACUGGAGACGACGAACUGAAACAACUCAAAGCUUGGUUGAAGGAGAAGCAGACCCCAGAGAACGCAUUAAAGCUGCUCAAUAUGGAUGACGAAGUUGAGACGCUCCUGACGUCCCCGAGUUUCUAUUUGUGGAGCACUUAUCUGACAAUGUACGACAAGAAAUACCCUGAGCAAAUGAAGAAUAUCCUUGGCGUGCUCGUCAAGUCGUACGGCGACGAAGCUGUAGCAAAGAUGCUAGAAAAUGCGAAGCGGGACCCAGGAUCGGAACAGCUUGCUAUGAGAUUACAAAAUGACUUAUUGGCAGCAUGGGGUGUCAACGGUUUAUCUAACGACCAUGUAUUCAAGCUUUUGAAGGUUGAAGAGGAAAGUGUCAAGGAUCUUUUUACUACCCCAGCUUUUAAUGUGUGGUCAAAUUACUUCAAAUUGCGGAACUACUACAGCCCAGACAAAGAUGUGGACAUGGUAAAUCAACUACUGACGAGCUUCAACGAAUUCUCGUUGGCGAAGUCAAUCCAUUUAGCGAAAAAGGAUGAGGCUAUGGAACCUGUGGCGUCUGGAUUGCAGCACGCUCUGCUUAAAAAGUGGCUGGAUGGCAAGAAAACGCCUGAAGAAAUUACCACGAAACUCAAGCUCGAUAAGUUUACGUGGGAGAAUGAUCCAACCAUGGAGAUCGUAAAAGAGUACACUAAACUAUACACUUACAAAUUCAAGUUUCGCCCGAAGCGGUUUGGAGGGGCAGAACGAAGGUAG